This is a messenger RNA of Cynocephalus volans (Philippine flying lemur), 1336 nucleotides long. RefSeq lists its product as uncharacterized. Lineage: Eukaryota; Metazoa; Chordata; Mammalia; Dermoptera; Cynocephalidae. The record is from RefSeq and is a predicted model, not a curated record.
UCGGAGGAGAUCUUGUAAUGGAGCGGUUCUUCGUCUCACACUAACAAGAUGCCUGAUAUCCUCAGGAUCGUGGGAUUGAAGAAUGUCCCGGGUCCCAUUGGGGAAAGUCCUCCUGAGGAAUGUCAUCCGGCACAUAGAUGCUCACAAUAAGAUUCAGGAGGAAUCAGAUAUGUGGAAAAGAAGAGAACUGGAGAAACAGAUGGAAGAUGCUUACCAGGGAACCAAAAGGAAAAUGUUACCCAGCAGUUCAAGCUGGACGCGUAGUGAUGGUUUUGAUGAAGAAAGUCAAAGAGACUAUUGGAGGCCAAAGAAUGAAAUUUCUGGGACACUGGAAGAUGAUUUUCUUAAGGCUAAAUCCUGGAACAAGAAGUUAUAUGAUUAUGAAGCUAAUAUGCCUGACAGAUGGGGUCACAGUGGUUAUAAAGAGUUAUACCCUGAAGAAUUUGAAACAGACAGUGAUCAGCAAGAUAUUACCAAUGGGAAAAAAACAUCUCCCCAGGUAAAAUCAUCUACCCACGAACCCAAGCACAAGAAGUCAAAGAAAUCCCACAAAAAAAAGCAGAAAAAAAGGUCACACAAAAAACAGAAGAAAAGCAAAAAGGAAGCCACAGAUAUAACAGCAGAUUGCUCAAGUGAGUUCUCAGAAGAAACUGGGGCUUCCAGUACCAAGAAAAGGAAACAACCACAUAAACGCAAGAAAAAAUCCAGGAAAAAGUCUCUCAAAAAAUCUGUUUUAUUCUUAGAGGCAGAAAGUGACACUUCCCAGACAGAUGACUCAGCAUCUAGCAGUUCUGAGGAAAGUGAGGAAAGAGACACUAAGAAAACUAAAAGGAAAAAGAAAGAUAAAAAAGUCCAUAUCCCUAUAGCUAACAAUGAAAUACAGGAGAGGACAAACAAACGCACAAAUUGGAAAGUGGCCACAGAUGAAAGGUCUGCUGAGAGCUCAGAAGAUGACUAAAUGGGAAAGAAACAUUUUUGUUUCCCACAUAACUCUGGAUAUUUACAGCUCUUAACACCUUGGGGUUUUGUCAGAUUUGUUCAGCACAGGGGGCCUGAGGUCAGAGCUGUCUCGUGCCAUCUAUGUAUGUUCUGACAGAUUUCUUGUCUUCUACUUUGGCCUGUUAAACUUGAUCCCCUUUUCUUGUUAAUAGGGAAUCCGGUAUUUUGUUAUGAAGGUUUCUUGAAGAGAUUAUUUUUUGCAAUUAAUCACAUUUAGUGUAGAGUACAUAUACAGCAAAUUAAACGACCCAGAAAGCUGAAUCCAAGAAUGACCUGGGUACACGAAUUGGAAUGUUGAAUUUGGGGAGGUCAAGGGCUGGGAUCUAGAGGUGGAUUG